UAGUUUGGGGAAGUUGGCCCUUGGCGGAAGAAAGCAUGUACAGCGCUCUUUGACCAACAUAGUCUCAUUUUCAUCAGCUGAUGUUUUAUAACUUUACAUAAAUGCUUCAUGGUUCAGUUAAAACUUGAGCUAGUCAGUUAGAGCACAUCCUCUGCUUCUAAUCAAGACUAAAGAUGAGAGAUCAGAGAAGAAGAGCUUUGAAAACAAUCGUUCACUUGAUCAGUAAUCUUCUGUGGGUGAUGGGACUGUUGGUGGGCCUGGCUGGAGUUUACUUGCUGCUGAGCUACAAACACAGCAGCUUGUUUUUUUCCAAUGUCUACAUCAUCCUGCCAGCUGUCCUCGCUCUCUGCAGCGCCGUGCUCCUGGUGGUCAUCGGCUGCUUCGGUUCCUGUCACAGCAUCAGUGAUUCCCCUUGUCUCCAGGGUCUGUUUGUUUAUCUUUUAGUGUUGGUCCUCUGUGUGGAGAGUACAGCCUCAGCGUUGGCUUAUUUGCACUACACAAAGAUGGAUUCUGAGUUAGCCCCUCUCAAAGGAGUGUUUCAGAAUUACACAGGGAGCAGCCAAGACCCCAACUCUCGAGCUGUGGAUAUUAUACAGGAGGAGCUGCAUUGUUGUGGUGUCACUAACUACACAGACUGGUUGGAUACCCCCUGGUUUCACAGCACAGGAGAACUGUGGUUACCUCACAGCUGCUGCAACUCUUCUUACCGUUCCUGCAAUGGCAGAGUGGACCAGCCAUGGCGGCUUAAUUCACAGGGCUGCAUGGUAAAGCUGGAGAUGGCUGUACAGUUUGUGCUGAGUUUCAUCAUGUGGUGUUCCCUGUGGGUGUUUCUGGUGGAGGUUGCUUUGUUCCUGACUGUAGGACAGCUGAUGAUAGACCGGCCAGCAGACACUAAACAGGAACACAAAAGGCUUUUGAGCUGACAUUAUCAUACCAAAUCAAAUGCAGAAUUACUUGCUUGAAUUACUGUUAAAGUGCAUUUUGUGCUGUAUUGUACACUAGAGACAAGUAACCUAUAUUUGGAUAAACAUGAUUUUUUGAAAAGGGUUUUGACAUCUGUAUUACAUUAGUGAUCUAAACCAAUGCCUUUCUUUAAUUCAUAUUUUGUUUACUUCAGUGUAAAUCUUACUUUUGUUAUAUACUGCUGAUGACUCUUCUCUCUCCUGUUUUGCUGUUGUAAUUACCACAUUUCCCCCAAGGGGGAUCAAUAAAGGUUUCCCUUAUCUGAAAUUCA
This is a messenger RNA of Cheilinus undulatus (humphead wrasse), 1234 nucleotides long. It is a transcript of the gene tspan37, whose product is annotated as tetraspanin 37. NCBI's taxonomy places the organism in Eukaryota, Metazoa, Chordata, Actinopteri, Labriformes, Labridae. Bases 174 to 923 code for a protein of 249 amino acids. The transcript is spliced from 7 exons. Gene Ontology annotation, cellular component: membrane. The record is from RefSeq and is a predicted model, not a curated record.